AUGCCCCACCCUGUAAAAGCUUGCAGAAUGUCCAAGAUUUUUGACCUGGUUCUCUUCGGAGCCAGUGGAUUCACCGGUGAAUAUGUUUUGGAGGAGUUUGUGAAGUCAGAAUAUUAUCAGAAGUACUCGUUUGCCAUCGCUGGAAGAAGCCAAUCCCGCUUGGAGAAAACCUUGGAGAAGGUUGGAAAACUUAUUGGUGAGUGAGAACUUUUUAAUUACAUUUGCCGUUCGAAAUUUUAGAUCAAGAUCUCUCCAAGAUUCCCAUUCUGAUUGCUGAUUCGUCCAACCCAGAGCAGUUACAGGCAGUUGCGGAGAAAGCAAAGGUUGUGAUCUCUGUUGUCGGUCCGUACAGAUUGUAUGGGGAACCUCUUGUGAAAGCUUGCGUCGAGGGCAAGGCUUCUUACGUUGAUAUCUCCGGAGAACCUGCGGUAAGCAGGGAUUUUUUAGGUUUUCCAUAAGACCUCUUCAAUAAUAAUUUUCUUCAUACUUUUAAUUUUUUCAGUUCCUCGAGAAGGUCCAGCUGAAAUAUGGCGAUAAGGCGAAGCAGAAUGGAGUUUACAUUGUUGGAUCUUGCGGUUUCGACAGUAUCCCGUGUGACUUGGGAGUCCAAUUCUUGAAGAAAAAUUUCCCAGGAACUUUGGCUUACGUCGAAACUGUUGGCCAAUUCAAUCCAGGGCCUCAUGUAAGUUGGUUAAGAGCUACAAAUUAAGAAUUUGUUGGUUUAGGGAUACACUGCGAACGACGGAACCUAUCAAACGAUUAUAUUGGCUUUGGAGAACCAGAAAACGGACAACCUGAAGGGUAUUCGCAAAGAAUUGAUGCCAGAGAAGUUGAAUCGGACUUCAUUCAGACCCCCAAAGCGGUAAGAGAUUAUUUGCUGGCGUUUUGAUCUUGGUUUAGACCUUGAUUAUAUUGAAGUAGAUAAGGAGUAUAUAUUUUUAUAUUUUUUCAUUUCACAAGGAAAGUACUUUUAUGGGGGCUCCUACUUUUUGACGGGACAUAUCUCAAAAAAUCAGAAAAAAUGUGCUGAUCAAGGAUAUAUAAAUCUUAGCUGCCCAUUUUAGGUUUUUAGGGGUGAAAACUCAAUCGGAAGUUGACUUAAAGUCCUAUAUGAACCCCUUUUCGCCUAAUUUUUCACGGGUUUACAAUUUUUAUUUUGACUUAAAACGAUGUUUAUUGAGUUUCUAAGACGUAAAAAAUCAGUCUUGGCCCAAAAAUUUAUUUUUCCGACCUUCAACUUCAAAAAAAGUUGGUUCAGCCCAAAAGGGAAAUCGAACCCGUGCGGCGUGCUCCCUCUUGAUUCCCAGACUACGGCACUAACCACUCGGCCACACCGCUCUCUUCCGAAGGAAGAGACCGACUGCGCUUUUUAUCGUUUCGAAUGCCUGCGCACGUCAAGAAAAAAUAAAACAAAAGCGCUCAAGCAAUGAAAAAUUCUUGGCAUUCUGUUUCGGCGAAAGAAUAAUUUUUGCUCCAAAGAUAGCCUGAUUACACGAUGAAGAUGGGGUAGAAUGGGGUUAUUGCAUACAUAAAUUUGAAGCUGGGCUCCUGCUUAACCUGAACAUAUAUAUUUCAUAUAAAAAAUCGGUCGUCUUCUAUCUGUUUGAAGCCUAAACUAACAACGCCUAAAAAAUGUUGCGCUUUCGAGGAUUUCUCUAAGAUUUUCCCUCGCCCCUAUUUGAAGUUUCGUGGAAGCAUAGUCUGGAACAAGGCGGAUUUUUUGAGCCUAAAACGAAAAAAAUCAAAUGAGCCAGUUUCGAGAUAGAAAAUCUCUUCAUUUUGCGCAAUAUUUCGCCUUUUCUCUGACCUCGUCCAAAAAAACUGUCAUUGAGACGGAUUUUUUGGACACUUCCAUAAGCGGAAACAGAAUGCCAACUUUCGUGUUGAAAGAUAACCCUUUGAGCGCAAAAUCUUGACGUGCUGCGCCUUUUGUAGGGAAAUUAAGCCAGUUUUUGGGCAUUUUCACCCCUAAAAACCCAAAAUGGGCAGCUAAGAUUUAUAUAUCCUUGAUCAGCACAUUUUUUCUGAUUUUUUGAGAUAUGUCCCGUCAAAAAGUAGGAGCCCCCAUAAAAGUACUUUCCUUGUCAGAAGCCUCGUUUGGCAAGAUGAAAAAAUUGACAGACCCGUUAUCCCAUUCCUCGGUGCAGAUAGAGCCGUCGUCAACCGUACUCAAUACUAUGACGCGACGAAGAAGCAGAGAUAUCCCGUGUACAUUGAGACCUAUUUCUCGGUUCAAAAUAUCGUCUGGGCAUAUUUGAUCCUUCUCUGGGUCGCUGUUUUGAAUGUCCUCACCAAAUUCAGUGUUACUCGCCAGUUUCUCAAGGAUUAUCCAUCAAUUGCCAGUUUUGGAACUUUUGCCAAGAAUGGAGGCACCAGAGAACAAUUGAAAACGGUCAGUUUUUGUUUUGAUUUUGGAUGAAAAUUGAUGGGAAUAGACGGAGAAAAAUAUCCUCCUCUUCCCGCUAUAUUAAUAGUAUCUGAAAUUUGAUGAUUUUCACUUUUUAGAGCACCUUCAGCUACUUUAUUCAUGGCACCGGUUGGGCCGAAUCUGAGCCUCAACCAGACAAAGCCCCAACCAAAUCUCUUACCGCCCGAGUUGAUGGACCUGACGCCGGAUAUAUUGGAACGGCCGGAUGUCUCAUCGCCGCGGCCGUCACAAUCCUUGAAGACCAGGAAAAAUUACCCGAGAAUGGCGGAGUUUUUACUCCGGGCGCCGCCUUCGAAGAGACCGGCAUUCUUGAACGCCUUGCGCGAUUCAAUGUGACCUACAAGAUCUUGGAAUAA
Bursaphelenchus xylophilus (pine wood nematode) is the source of this 2784-nucleotide messenger RNA. The record is from the annotation of a GenBank genome assembly. Lineage: Eukaryota; Metazoa; Nematoda; Chromadorea; Rhabditida; Aphelenchoididae.